AUGGCGGUCACCAAAGUCUUGACGGAGUCGACCUUCGCGCAAUAUGUCCGGGCGAUUCGAGCCUCGCCACGCGAGAUCAUCUGCAACCGCAAGCUCCUCCUGACAGCUGCUCUUUACGCCACUUCGGCGAUUCCAAUCACGUGGGACCAAGGAUCCUCAUCAGUUAUACCUUCUCUUCCAGGCUUCGACGCCGAUUUUGGCCUUUCUGACAAUGCGAAACAAAAGUCAGAUUUCAUAUCCCUUGUCUACAUCGGAGCCGGAGUUGGCUCUGCUCUGUCUUUCUUCGUCAACGACAGAAUUGGAAGGCUCUGGUCCUUUCGCCUCUAUAUGCUGGUGUGGAUGAUUGGGCAAAUCAUUGCCACGUUCUCAAUGGGAAACCUGGGCACAUUAUAUGCGGCACGCAUUGUGUCUGGACUUGGAAUUGGUGCUUUGACAGUUAUGGGACCGAUGGCUCUUGUCGAGGUCGCCCCAGCAGAGAUUCGUGGACUGAUUGCUUCUUGGUUCAGUGUUGUAAUGCUCCUGUCACUGACAGUGUCGGUCUUUACUGUCUAUGGAGUAUUCACCCACAUAGCGACGAGCCGGCUUCAGUACCAGAUUGUCUUCUUUGCGCCAACUAUUGCAGCAGCCCUUCUGGUCGGUAUCUCCUUCACGCUCUAUGAAAGCCCUCGUUGGCUAUUUCUUGCUGGUAAGGACGAGGACGCCGUUGACACACUGGUCGCCCUUCGUGGGCUUGCUGCCGAGAGCCCGCGGGUCGCGGAUGAGAUCGCGGGCAUCAUGGCUCAAAUUGGAAAAGAACAGGAGGUGUUUGGUCCAAAUCCUGGCUUUUUCACAUUGUGCAAAGACGCAUUCUUAGUCCCCGCAAAUCUUCGACGCGUUCAACAAUGUCUCAUCUGCUAUGGCUUGGCCCAACUUUCCGGGGCCAACAGCGUGACCUCAUACCUGACGACCAUCUUGAGCCUCGUGGGUCUGGGAGGAGGAACCGGACACAGCCUAUUUAUCAGCGGCAUGUACAGCAUGUCGAAGUUCUUCUACACGUUGAUCGCAAGUUUCUUUUUUAUUGAUGCACUCGGCCGCCGACGCAGUUUGUUCACGGGAAUCACGAUCCAGAUGCUAUCUGAUAUCUACCUUGGUGUUUAUCUCAAAUACAAGCAGUCCAGCGAUGCGCCAGACAGUGCGAGCCAACUAGCGGUUGUUUCGAUCUUCAUCUAUGGUUUCGGUUACGCUGUCGGCCUUCUCAUACUACCUUACGUCUUUGGCGCAGAGCUCUGGCCAAAUCACCUCCGAUCCUUUGGCAGUGCUCUUUCCCAGACUUUCCACUGGCUAUUCUUCUUCGGCAUCAACAAGGCGACGCCCAUCAUUCUCGCUAAAACUGACAAUUGGGGAGCGUUCAUCUUUUUUGCUGGCUGGUGCUUUGUGUCCUUGCUUUAUGUGUUCGUUAUGGUACCCGAGACCGCCGGUGAAAAGCUGGAGAACUUGGACGAGUUAUUUGAGGGCUCUUGGUUUGCUUUUGGCUCACGAGGGAAGAAGAAACAACGUGCAGAUGCGGAAAAUGGGAUAACACAAAUUAUUGACUCCCACAGCGUUAGUCUGACACCCGAUGCGCCGUCGGAUAAUGAAGACGUGAAGUCCCGCAAGGGAGUUGAUCGGACAUGA
This is a messenger RNA of Diaporthe amygdali, 1653 nucleotides long. RefSeq lists its product as uncharacterized. Gene Ontology annotation, molecular function: carbohydrate:proton symporter activity. The transcript has 3 exons. Gene Ontology annotation, cellular component: membrane. Lineage: Eukaryota; Fungi; Ascomycota; Sordariomycetes; Diaporthales; Diaporthaceae. Bases 1 to 1653 code for a protein of 550 amino acids. Gene Ontology annotation, biological process: transmembrane transport; carbohydrate transport. The record is from RefSeq and is a predicted model, not a curated record.